CUCCGCCUCCGCCGCGCGGGGCGCGCCGGGACUCGCAGUUCUCCCUGCGCUGCGCGUCCGCGCCGCAUCCUGUCGGGGUGGGCGGGGAAAGCGGGCCUCGCGCGCUUCCUAUUGGCUGCCCCGGGCUUCCCGCGUGCUUGCGCCGGAAGUGGCGUACGGGAGGCGGCCGUUGGGCGGCGGAGACUUUGAACGGCGCCGGACCCGGUAUGGAGACGGCGGCGGCGGGCCGGCAGCGGGCCCUGCUCCGCCAGGUGCUGGGCUGGAGGCUGGCGGCCGCCGUCGCCUGGUCCGUGCUGCUGCUCCCGGUCUGCACCGCGGCCUUCGUCCUCCUCAGCGGCAUCCAGCCCCUGCGCCCGCUGCGCUGGCUCUCCGAAUCUUUCGAUGAUUUAUAUACUUCACAUGUCGUCUUUUGCGUCCUUCUUAUGUCUGUGGUGAUACUGGUAAUAAGCGUCUUCAACGUUGAGUUUUAUGCAGUUGUGCCAUCGAUCCCAUGCUCUCGAUUAGCGCUGAUAGGAAAAAUAAUUCACCCUCAGCAAGUUGUCCAUUCAGUUGCUCAUGCUAUAAUGGGAAUGUUGGUUGCUUGGUGCGCUGCAGUUAUGACAAAAGGGAAGUUCCAAUUUCUUGCUGUGCCCUGCACAAUUUCAGAAAGCCUCGAUGAUGGUGUUCCUCAGAUGUGCCUAAAUGAAUACCACCUCUUUUUUCUACUUUCUGGUGCUUUCAUGGGAUACUGUUACAGUCUCUUAUAUCUUAUUAACAAUAUGAAUUAUUUGCCGUUCCCAAUCAUACAGCAAUACAAGUACUUACGUUUCAGAAGAUCUUUGCCUCUCCUCGUUAAACACAGUUGUGUGGAAUCACUGUAUUUGGUUAGAAACUUCUGUGUUGCCUAUUACUUCUUUGGUUAUAUCCCAAAGAUGUGGAUAAGUACCACAAUGGAUCUUCGUAUAGACAGUAAAUUGCAUCCUCUUGACACUCUGUCUGGCCUAUUGGAUCUCUCCUUAUUUUACCAUGCCUGGUUGUCUGGUGUGUUUCUUCUGGUUACCUGGUACAUUGCAUGGUUGUUCUUCAGGAUCUAUGCUACAGAGACGCAUCACUUUCCUGUUCAGCCAACUUUUGCUGAGGAGACAGACCAAUGCCUGCCUAAAAUCUUAAGCAGCAACCCUCCACUUAUUAUAAAGUUUUUAGCCUUACAGGACUUGAUGUUACUUUCCCAAUAUUCUCCUGUUCGACGUCAGGAAGUCUUCAGCCUUAGCCAGCCAGGUGGGCACCCACACAACUGGACUGCGAUAUCAAGGGAGUGUUUGAGUCUUCUCACUGAUCUGACCCAGAGGCUGAUUGCACAGCAGGAAGCUGCAGCAGCAAAUGGGAGAGCAAAGCAGCAAGUGGGAGAGAUGAAAGUAUCUCCGCAGACUCCAGGAGCUGCGGUGGCAGAAGAUAUCCCUUUCCAGUUACAGAGGUCUAAUGUUAUUCCUAGAGCUGCCAUGUCUUCCCUGGUUAAAUCAUCCUUAAUGCCUUUAAAGGCAUCGCCUGGGUCUGAUAUUGGUUCACCUUUCAGUUCACCUGCUUUAAAUUGCAAGGCGGGAAUUCUGGAUUUAAACUCUCCUUGGCACGGAUCAGUCCAGAGUCCUCACAUCAUGCGCAGGGGACCAAAGCUGUGGACGUCAGGUUCAGGUCUGCAAAUGAAUGGUUCCCACCAUGAAUCCUUCCCAGUGCUCUCUGUUGCAAGAGUUGGCAGUGAGGCAGUACAGCCAAGUUUUAUUUACACAUGGCUCCAGAACAAGCAAGAACAGAUAAAAAACUUCUUAUCAAGACGAGUGCUGAUCAUGUAUUUCUUCAGCAAGCAUCCGGAAGCCUCCAUCCAAGCUGUUUUCUCUGAUGCCCAGAUGCACAUUUGGGCAUUGGAAGGUCUGUCUCAUUUGGUAGCAGCCUCCUUUACUGAAGACCAAUUUGGAGUUGUUCAAACUACGCUGCCAGCUAUCCUGAAUACUUUACUGACCCUUCAGGAGGUUGUAGACAGACAUUUCAAACUGCCUCAUGUUUCUAGCAAACCUCCUAGGAGUUCAGGAAGUCUGGUGGACACAUCCUACAAAACACUACGAUUUGCACUUAGAGCAUCUUUGAAAACAGCGCUGUACCGGAUAACCACUGUCUUUGGAGAACACUUAAAUGCAGUGCAAGUCUCUACAGAACAUAAGAAAAGACUUCAGCAGUUCUUGGAAUAUAAAGAGUAAACAUCAGCUUUUGAUACAGCUACGGUUUGUUUGGCACUUCUGGUAAGAAGAAAGCGGGACUACUGAGCCUUUUUAUCUUGUAUUGUUGGAAAAACAUGUGGAAGCACAAGUUGCAGAAUGAAACUCUUAAAAUUGUAGAAAAUCUCUUCCAGUUUUGGGGAGAGCUCAUCUUUUGUACAAUAAAAUGUCUUAAAAUUCA
Numida meleagris (helmeted guineafowl) is the source of this 2427-nucleotide messenger RNA. RefSeq names its product NDC1 transmembrane nucleoporin (gene NDC1). Gene Ontology annotation, biological process: nuclear pore organization. Gene Ontology annotation, molecular function: protein-macromolecule adaptor activity. NCBI's taxonomy places the organism in Eukaryota, Metazoa, Chordata, Aves, Galliformes, Numididae. Gene Ontology annotation, cellular component: nuclear pore transmembrane ring. The record is from RefSeq and is a predicted model, not a curated record. Bases 207 to 2228 code for a protein of 673 amino acids. The transcript has 18 exons.